Molecule: messenger RNA, 909 nt
Organism: Periophthalmus magnuspinnatus
Lineage: Eukaryota; Metazoa; Chordata; Actinopteri; Gobiiformes; Gobiidae
Gene: tesca
Product: tescalcin a
Exons: 9
Coding region: 170-826 (218 amino acids)
Molecular function (GO): calcium ion binding
Source: RefSeq, a predicted model, not a curated record
GGCCGCGCGCAGGGGCCGCGCACAGAGGCGCUGCUCUGCCGUGCGCUUUUACGCACCGCUCUCAGUCUGCUGUUCUCUGUGCUCCUCCUCUGUGCUCCUCCUCUGUGCUCCUCCUCCUCCUCCUCUCCGUGCGCUCUGACGCGCAGACACAGUGUUGUUCUCUGCGGACAUGGGAGCCCAACAGACACGCGCCGAGCACAACAACCAUGACCUCUCCGACAAAACGGGAUUUUCAAUGGAACAAAUUAAGAUUCUUCAGAAGAGAUUUCAGAAGCUGAGUGGAGGCUCCGAGACCAUCAGCAGAGAAAACCUGAACAACAUCCCCGCCCUCGCUGACAAUCCAAUCAAAAAACAAAUCAUUGAAGCUUUCUUUGAUAAAAGGAACCAGCACAACGGCGAGGUCGGGGCGUACGACCAGAUCGGCUUUGAGGAGUUCCUGAUGGUCAUGUCUCACUUCCGUCCCCCGUCACUGAGGACGACAGAAGACGAGAAGAAGAGACUGAGGAAAGAGAAGCUCCGCUUCCUUUUCAACAUGCACGACACCGACAGCGACGGCAAGAUCACGCUGGAGGAGUACAGGAAGGUCGUGGAGGAGCUGUUGUCCAGGAGCGGCGCCAUCGGCCUGGACGCCGCCAGGGCCAUCGCGGACGCCGCCAUGUUGGAGGUGGCGAGCACGAGUAUGCCCGACAUGCCCGCCGACUACUUUUAUGAAGGAAUAACAUUUGAACAUUUUGAACAGAUAUUAAACGGCCUGGAGAUGGAGUCGAGGAUGCACAUCCGCUUUCUGGACGUGAACACGGUCACGAUGCGCUGUGACCGGAAAUGAGAAAGGUCACUGGAUGCGUCAGUAAAAGGAUGUGGGCUUGUUUUGAGAUGAAGCUGAUCAGAAAAACAGUGUGAAUGUUUAUC